AUGGAUGCGGAUGGGGAUCCGCCACCCCAACCAAAACCACUUUGGGACCCCAACAAACGCCGUGCAAAUAUAAUUGCAAACCUAAACAAAAAAUUUAUAAACAAUGAUGGUGAACCUAUUAGUACAAAUAUGUCUCAGGCUUCAUCCAAUGAGUCGGAAUCUUCCCAAAAGUUUGAAUCAAACUAUAAUGCCAUGAAGGCAAACACUUUUUACCCACAACACCAUCCAGGGCCUUUUUACGUUAUGGUCACGUCAGAGACUCCUAUAAGUUCCAGGAGGAAAAACUGUGAACUACAUUUAUAUGUCCUUUUGCAAAAAAUUAAUAUGCCAACUACAUAUGUUUGCAAAAACGUUGGCUACAAUACUUUCCGUCUUACCUUCAACAACUGCAAUUUGGCAAAUUCAUUUGCACAAAACAAAAGACUGCAAGAAGUUGGCCUGAAAGCCGAAAUUCCUGAGAGAUUCAUCCAAAAAUUUUACGUAAUCAAAAAUGUUCCUAAGUCAAUUGAUGGUAUAACCAUUAAAAAUUCUAUUGAAGAGAAUAAUGAUAUAGAUGUGAUAUCGGUCUACCGAUUCACCAGAAAAAACGAAAAUGAUUUAAUCGAAGAAACUGAAACCAUAAAAGUAGGAAUCAUAUGCGAUGGUGUUCCUCAGUACAUUUUUAUGUGUGGUACUAGAGUCAUACCCGAUCUAUAUGUUCCCCCCGUACGUCUGUGCAAAAAUUGUGGUCGUCUUGGUCACAUUGCUGUGCGUUGCAAGUCUACUAAACGUUGCCUUGACUGUGGCAAGUUAAUUAUUUGCCCAAAUCAAUGCAAGGAGCAAAAAUUGUUGAUCACAACGCUAUGGACGACAAAAUAUGUCCAAGAUGGAAAACCGAAAGGAGUAUUAAAUCAAUUAUGA
Messenger RNA from Musca domestica (house fly), 900 nucleotides. RefSeq lists its product as uncharacterized. Lineage: Eukaryota; Metazoa; Arthropoda; Insecta; Diptera; Muscidae. Gene Ontology annotation, molecular function: zinc ion binding; nucleic acid binding. The record is from RefSeq and is a predicted model, not a curated record. The transcript is spliced from 2 exons. The coding region runs from base 1 to 900 and encodes 299 amino acids.